AUGCGCACCACGUUAUUUUGCAUUUUGGCUGCGGCCGUUGUCAUCGCCGCCGCGGCGCGCGACGUGAUGCUCGAAAUAGAGCAUGUGCACGUCCCUGACACUUGGGUGCGCCAAUCAUCUGCCAAAGGUGACGAAACGAUCCAGUUGCAGUUCGCACUGAAAUGGAAACACCCGAACAGUAUUGAACAGGAACUAGACAAGACCAGCGAUCCUGAUAGCCCCGAGUAUCUGCAGCAUUUGUCCAAGGACCAGGUGCUCGAGAUGCUGAAACCUGCCGACAAUGCUACGGAGACCGUCAAGAACUAUCUCCAGCAAAGCGGUGUGCCCAAGAAACACAUCAAGAGCAGUGCUACUGGCGAUUGGGUCUUGGUCAAGGUCCCAGCCCGCCAUGCGAGCGCACUUCUUGGAGAUGCAAAAUUCAGUGUCUACCGACACAAGGAAAGCCAGGAAGAAAUUGUGCGCACAACGCGGUACACUCUUCCACAGGACAUUGCAGCCGUGGUAGAUUUCGUUAGUGGCAUUACCCACUUUUCCUCCCAGCGUACACAGCGAAGGCCAUCGUUCAUUGUGAACAGCGACAUUCCGGAGCCAGCAACGCACCCAGAACAAGUGCUGGCUGCGUCUGAUGCGGACACAGAGACACUUUACAUUGCAUCGGAAUCAACGUCAACGUCAACGUGCAACAUAUCGCAUGUCUCGUCCGAAUGUCUGCGCCAUCUGUACGGCACGACCGACUACACGCCGCAAGCCCCUCAAAAGACACAUGUCGGAAUCGCGGGCUUCCUCCAUGAAUAUGCCAACUAUGCAGACCUGGAUCUAUUUUUGCGUGAGCAACGUCCCGAAGCACUUGCUGGAAAAGCCACGUUUGACUACCUUACUAUCAACGGUGAACACGACAACCAAACACAAUCUGCAGCGGGCGGUGAGGCCAACUUGGAUGUCCAGGUAGUCAUCGGUAUGACGUGGCCAGUCCGCACGAGUUUCAUCUCUGUCGGAGGCUCUCCCGCUUUCCGCCCCGACAAUUUCAGUCCGAAAAAUACGAACGAACCGUACGCAGCGCUCCUUCAAUACCUACUCGAGCAGGACGCCAACUUGCCAGACGUGCUUUCCAUUUCGUACGGCGAUGACGAACAAACCGUCCCGCCCAAGUAUGCGCGCCGCGUUUGCAGCAUGUUUGCAGCACUUGGUCUGCGCGGUGUGAGUGUGUUUGUGGCGUCGGGCGACGAAGGCGUGGGCGGCAAGAAGGCGUCACACUGUCAAACAAACGAUGGCGAGCAAAAAGAAACCUUUCUGCCCAAUUUCCCUGGGUCAUGCCCCUAUGUUACUGUAGUCGGUGCGACGCAGGGAUUCAACCCUGAGGCAGCGACCUCGAAAGACAUUGCCAAGUUCUACUCUGGCGGAGGCUUUUCUUACUACUUUGCGCGGCCAAAGUACCAGGACAAUGUGGUUCCUCAGUAUAUCAAGGACGUGAUGGGCAACCAGUACGCGCACCUGUACAACCAAAGCGGGCGGGCGUACCCCGAUAUUUCUGCCCAAGGCUCGCGCUACUCUAUUGCACUGAAUAAUAGUAUGACGACCGAGUCGGGCACGAGUGCAUCCACACCCCUUGUCGCGUCCAUUUUCUCGCUCCUAAACGAUGCACGUUUUGCAAAAGGAAAGCCAUCCCUAGGCUUUGUGAACCCACUCUUGUACAAGCGGCUUAGCCAGAGCAACGCGUUUAACGACGUGACCGAAGGCUCCGCAACAGGAUGCGGGAACAAGACUGGUUUCAAGGCCGCGCCAGGCUGGGACGCCGUCACGGGCUUUGGCACGCCUCGUUUCAAAAUGCUUUUGCGUAAUGUGGUGGAUUUGUGA
Molecule: messenger RNA, 1854 nt
Organism: Malassezia vespertilionis
Lineage: Eukaryota; Fungi; Basidiomycota; Malasseziomycetes; Malasseziales; Malasseziaceae
Product: tripeptidyl-peptidase I
Exons: 1
Coding region: 1-1854 (617 amino acids)
Biological process (GO): proteolysis
Molecular function (GO): tripeptidyl-peptidase activity; serine-type endopeptidase activity
Source: RefSeq, a predicted model, not a curated record